This is a messenger RNA of Psammomys obesus (fat sand rat), 2037 nucleotides long. RefSeq lists its product as uncharacterized. The transcript is spliced from 3 exons. The record is from RefSeq and is a predicted model, not a curated record. NCBI's taxonomy places the organism in Eukaryota, Metazoa, Chordata, Mammalia, Rodentia, Muridae. The coding region runs from base 1 to 966 and encodes 321 amino acids.
AUGGCGACCUCUCCUCGGGGGACCUGCGGGCGAGCUGUGGUAGCGCCGCGCUGGUCCUGCCGCCCUGGGCCUGGCGGAGACGCCACAAACCCGAGGGGUCUGCCUUACGAGGCGGCUGAAGCUCCCGUGUGCGCGUCAGCCCUCCCCGCUGACAGUGCCCGCUGCGGCCCCAACCGCGGGCCCCGAGUGUCGGGACCCAGCCAGUCCGCGCGACGAGGGGCUGCGGGGAGGCCCGGGAUAUCACCCCCUGGACAGAGUCCCCGGGGCUUUGUCCGCCUCUUUCCUAAGCUUUCACCGGGACUGCCCUGGUGGCGCACACCUUUAAUCCCUGCACGCGGCAGGGAGAAGCAGGAGGCUGUCUGUGGGCUCACGGCCAGCUGGCCUACAAAGGGAGUCCAGGACAGCCAGGGCUACACAGAGAAACCCGGCAUCAAAAAGAGAAAAAAUCCUCCGUGCCCAGUCUGCCCCGGAGGGAGGGCGGGCCGCGCGGCGAUGAAGCCGAGGUCGCAGCAGCUGCGGCCACUCACGUUUUCCGGGCACGCCGUGGCUCGGGCAAUAUUCAUUCUUGUCUGUCUCCAGCUUUGCCUCCGCGGAUGUUCUCCGAAGUUGUGUCUGUUCCCCAGGGGCCUAGCAAUGCCAGCGCCCACGUGUCAGGGCUGCCCGGCAUCCAGCGUUACAACGGUGGCGGCCCGGACCCGGUGUUUCGGUGCUGAAACUUCGUCUAGGAAACACUGCCCCACGUGCCGUGACCACCGGCACUGUCAGACAGGCAGCCUUUGGGGUCCAACACUGGCCGCGCUCUUCAGUCUGCUCCCACAGCAGGCCCACACAGGCAGCAACUGGCCAUCACGGAGAGUCCCCCUGGCCUGUCCCCCACAUCCCUCAGCUACCUGGAGGCUCACUCUGCGGCCUCCUUCUGUCCCCCACCACCCAGGCCCUUUCUCCAAGGCAGCAACACGUGCGUGAGAGCCCACCUCGGGCCCUUUGCCUGCUGAGUGUUCAAGCAAGGCUCCCUGGGCACAGCUGGGGGACCCACCCAGUGCUCGGGGACCCCGGAGGGACUUCACUACCCUGCCGGCAAGGCAAAAGGCGGAUCACACCUGCAGUUUCUGGACAACAUUGGCCUUUUCAGAAGCAGGGACGCCGGAUAAACAGAUGCGUUGAGAAAGCAAGAAGGAGAAAUUACUCCUGUCUCCCUCAUUCUCUGUUAAAUAGCUUCGGAUUCUGUAAUCACCUUUCAUUUUUCCCAGAUGGAUGCCAGGGCCUGCAGGAGGAAAUUGCCCUGGCUCUGUGCCUGAGUGGGGCAGGGAGGCGCUGCCGGGUUCCAGACCUGAUUUGGGCCUCUGGGGAGUGAGACGCGGCACAGAGCUGGGCUCCGAGGCACCGGGAGUGGGGGUAAAGUUCUGGAACCCACCUGGAUGCCGCCAUCUUUACUGUGUGGCCGCCUUCAUGGCAACAAAACCGAGAAGCCGCCUCGGAGACCUUGGGACCUCCAUCACUCGACCUUUUACAGUCAGGAGCUGGCCAGGCCCGUGUCCAACCGCUGGUUUCUUCUCAGACCUACUUGAGUAGGGACAGCCGAGUGCCACCUCGGGCUGGCAUGCACAGUGUGCCAGGUUAAGCUGGUCUGCUGCCCGGGGGAUGACGAAUGGGGAGACGGGUGUGCGCUCUCCUCAGCCAUCACUUUACAGAAGUGAGAGCUUCCCUUUGGCACCUGGUGAAGCCCCACCUCUGCCUCUGGUGUUUGUUGGAGAAUGUUUUGUGCAGAGUGCUCAGAGGCUGAUUUCUGUGCCUGGAAAUCAGGCUGCAGACCAGCCGUGGGCACUGAUCCUAUGUAUAACGAAGCCGGAUGGCCAAUGACUGGGCAGAGGAAAUAGGAAGGCUGGACUUCCAAUCCUAGGAGGGCCAGGAGGAGAGAGGAUCGAGAAAAGAGGCCAUGAGGAGGAUGAGCAGGAGGACAGAGCUACAGAAGGCCAAGGUAAGACAGACAGCACGUGAAGGGGCCCGUGGCUGGGAGGCAGCCAGACCAGAAAAACC